Messenger RNA from Cladophialophora yegresii CBS 114405, 1257 nucleotides. RefSeq lists its product as uncharacterized. Bases 1 to 1257 code for a protein of 418 amino acids. Gene Ontology annotation, biological process: positive regulation of catalytic activity. NCBI's taxonomy places the organism in Eukaryota, Fungi, Ascomycota, Eurotiomycetes, Chaetothyriales, Herpotrichiellaceae. Gene Ontology annotation, cellular component: cell periphery; fungal-type vacuole. The transcript is spliced from 2 exons. The record is from RefSeq and is a predicted model, not a curated record.
AUGGCGGAUGAAGCUGGCUUCCCCUGGCAGGCUCCCUCAAGAGAUCCCGAAAAAGAGACGGUUGUAAAGGCAGUCCAGCCGGUCAACAAUGUGCGACCAGAUGAAACGAAAGGAGACGAGGCACCCGCUUCGCCUGUUAAGAUCACCACCACACAGCAGAACAUCCAGCCUCGCAAGCACAACAACUCGUUACGCGGGAGACCUCACAGUGGCUCAGUCAAAGGUCCUCCGAGAGUAAACCAUCCCAUUCUCAAUGCGUCGGCCGAUCCCAUCACCUCCAAGCCCACCUCCCCUCUCCCAGUCCGAACGAUUCCGCCCUGGGUAAGAGACGCUGAAGAAGGCGACCUCGAUGACCCUCAAUUCCUCGUUCCGGACGCUCCGCAUUCGGCCCUUGUUGCGCAACAUCAUUACAGCCCCUCUACCUCCAGACGACCGCUAUUAGGCGACCAGCACCACCAUACAGAUGGACUCUACACGCAUUCAAAUCGUGCAACACCUUCACAGCCCUCCAGAUGGAUAUCCUUUGCCCAGCCUAGCGCCUAUGCGCAGGAGAACUUCGACGGCGAAAAGGUGGACCAGGAAUGGCUGAAUCGGAAUAUGACCGACUAUUCGAAGGCGUGGUUGGCCGAUCACGAUGACGACGACGUGGAGGACAGCAGCAGUCGAUACCGCGCUUUUCGUCGGAAGAGGAAAGUUUGGUACAAGCGCGCCCAGUUCACUGUCCUACGGAACCCUUUCAUCCCUCUGAUCUUCCGUAUGAUCGUGCUGGUCUUUGCCAUUGCCGCCAUGGCUCUGGGUGCCUCAAUAUACCAUGAAACUGGUAAGAUCGCCAGAUGCAUCGCGCAACCACCAGGACGGCGCAGCCCGGAUUGUCUCGAGCGCAUCGGGCCUACGGCCACGGACUACUACCGCGACCCCUCCGGCUUGAUGGCCAUAAUUGUCGAUUCCAUCGCGAUAGUGUACACCGUCUACAUCACCUACGAUGAAUACUUCUCGAAACCUCUGGGACUCCGACCUGCCAGGGCAAAAGUACGACUGGUGCUACUGGACUUGUUCUUUGUGGUGUUUCAGUCUGCCAAUCUUGCCCUGAGUUUCGAAUCUCUGACAGUAGAUGAAGGGGCCUGUAAGGCUCCUACACAACCAACGACAGCUGGCAGGUUCGAUAAAGUCUGCGACAGGGCCGAGUCAUUGAGCUCGGUCUUGUUGGUGUCACUUACUGCGUGGCUGCUGACAUUUUCUGUUAGCGUGUUGAGGUAA